This is a messenger RNA of Anolis carolinensis (green anole), 2512 nucleotides long. It is a transcript of the gene rpa1, whose product is annotated as replication protein A1. Gene Ontology annotation, molecular function: damaged DNA binding; single-stranded telomeric DNA binding. The transcript has 16 exons. Gene Ontology annotation, biological process: nucleotide-excision repair; DNA replication; telomere maintenance via telomerase. The record is from RefSeq and is a predicted model, not a curated record. Bases 123 to 1931 code for a protein of 602 amino acids. Gene Ontology annotation, cellular component: nucleus; DNA replication factor A complex. NCBI's taxonomy places the organism in Eukaryota, Metazoa, Chordata, Lepidosauria, Squamata, Anolidae.
CGGCGCCGGCAAGGGGCGUCCAAUGGCAGCCCGCGACCGAGGGGAGAUCCCCUUUCUGCGCAUGCGUGCGUCUCCAACCUCGGUGGCCAGUCUGAGGCGGGAAAGCACGGAGGAGAGACGCCAUGGCGCUGCGCCUGAGUGAAGGGGCCAUCGCGAGUAUUAUGCAAGGAGAGAACGUUGUGAAGGCCGUUCUCCAGCUUAUUAAUAUCCGCCCCAUCACUACUGCAAAUGGCCCUCCACGUUACCGGAUGCUGAUGAGCGAUGGAGUGAACACGCUUUCGUCCUUCAUGCUGGCCACACAACUGAAUUCCAUGGUGGACGAGCAGAGCCUGGCCGUCAACACCAUCUGCCAAAUUAACCGCUUCAUCGUCAACACCUUGAAAGAUGGAAGGAAAGUGGUGAUUGUGAUGGAUAUGGAGGUGCUCAGACCCGGAGAUGCCUCGGCCGCUAAAAUUGGGAAUCCGGUGCAGUAUGUGGAAGGGGGGUCCGGGGCGGCAUCGGCCGUGGCAUCGGCGGAAGAGGAGCACAGGGGCCCUCCUCCCCCCAAGAUGCCCAACAAAGGGCCUGCAUCCCAGUUCCUGAGCACGCCGGGGGGCUCCCAGGCCAAAGUGGUGCCCAUUGCCAGCUUGAACCCCUACCAGUCCAAGUGGACCAUCUGCGCCCGAGUGACGCAGAAAGGCCAGAUCCGGACGUGGAGCAACUCCCGCGGAGAAGGGAAGCUCUUCUCCAUAGAGUUGGUCGACGAGAGCGGCGAGAUCCGAGCCACGGCCUUCAACGACCAAGUGGACAAGUUCUAUCCCCUCAUUGAAAUGAACAAGGUCUACUACUUCUCCAAGGGGCAACUGAAGGUGGCCAACAAGCAGUACACAUCGGUGAAGAACGACUAUGAAAUCACCUUCAUAAACGACACCUCUGUCAUCCCUUGUGAAGACGCCCAGCACUUGCCCUCCGUCCAGUUCGACUUCGUCUCCAUCGCGGAACUGGAGCGCACCUCCAAGGAUGCCAUUGUGGAUGUCAUUGGGGUCUGCAAGGCCUACGAGGAGGUGACGAAGCUCACCAUGAAAACCACCAACCGGGAAGUGUCCAAGAGGGACUUGCACUUGGUGGACUCUUCCGGCAAGAUGGUGUCUGUUGCACUUUGGGGGCAGGAGGCGGAUAACUUCGACGGCUCCCGUCAGCCGGUGGUGGCCAUCAAAGGGGCCCGGGUCUCGGACUUUGGGGGCCGGAGCCUCUCGGUCCUCUCCUCCAGCACCCUGGUGGUCAACCCCGACCGCCCCGAGGCCUUCAGGCUGCGCGGAUGGUUCGACUCGCAAGGGAAACACCUGGAGACGUCCUCCAUCUCCAAUGGCUGGUCUGGGGGAAGCGGAGGAAGCGGCGGAGGAGGAUCAGGCCCGAACUGGAAGACGCUGCGGGAGAGCAAGACUGGGAACCUGGGCCAGGGAGAGAAGGCCGACUACUACAGCUGCAUCGGGACCGUGAUCUACUUGCGGAAGGAGAAGUGUCUCUACAAGGCCUGCCCCUCCCCGGACUGCAACAAGAAACUGGUGGACGAGCAGAACGGCCUCUACCGCUGCGAGAAGUGCAACCUGGAGACCCCCAACUUCAAGCACCGCAUGAUCCUCCAGGUGAACAUUGCAGACUUCCAGGACCAACAGUGGGUCACCUGCUUCCAGGAGGCUGCGGAGACCAUCUUGGGCCAGAAUGCAACCUAUUUGGGGGAACUGAAGGAAACGGACGAACACGCCUUCAACUCAAUCAUUGAGAAGUCCUUCUUCGCCACCUUCGAAUUCCGAGUGAGGGCCAAGAUGGAGAUGUUCAAUGACGAAUUGCGGCUGAAGACGACGGCCCUGGAGGUGAAGCCGGUCAACCACAAGGAGUACGGCCAUCGCCUGGUGCAGUCCAUCCGGAGCAACGCCGAGCGGUUGCGCUGAAAGCGAGCCCUCCUUCCUCCUCGUGUCGGGAAAAAGGUUCAGGCUGUUUUGAUGGGGUGGGGGGCCGACAACAACAGUCCAAUGAAGGCAAUUGGAUGGAGUGGCCGACCCUGUCUCUUUUCUCUCUCUCUCUCUCUCUCCUUUCCCGUUGCCUUCAAAGGCUCCUUUCCGCCGCCGCUUGACGCUCGGAAUGGCAAUAUGUUGGAAUUAUUAAUCAAAGGCCCCGUAUCUCUUCCAUCUGAAGAAUAUCCUUCCUCCGGGGUUUAAUAGGCUGAGUCAGAUGGGCCUGAUAUUAAUCAAAAUUGUCUCUUCUGAGAGCGGGUGAUAAGCGGCGGCGCGGCGGCCCCCGGGGAAAUCUGGGCAACUACAAAGCACACCCUUUAGUUUCCUUUUCUCCCCCCCACUUCAAUUAAUGCAUAUUUCUCCCCCGCCCCGUUUUUUUGGCGCUGUGUUGUGUUACCUGUCCAUAGGUUUUUUUGCUGUUGUUCGUUCCGUUCUGGCAUUUACACGCCAGCGCAUUUCCCUUGCCAAAUUGGCUUUCGUUCAUGCGCUCCUUUCUCAAUAAAACGCUGUUCAGUCGC